Messenger RNA from Eucalyptus grandis, 627 nucleotides. RefSeq names its product agamous-like MADS-box protein AGL62. Bases 1 to 627 code for a protein of 208 amino acids. The transcript has a single exon. NCBI's taxonomy places the organism in Eukaryota, Viridiplantae, Streptophyta, Magnoliopsida, Myrtales, Myrtaceae. Gene Ontology annotation, molecular function: DNA-binding transcription factor activity, RNA polymerase II-specific; protein dimerization activity; RNA polymerase II cis-regulatory region sequence-specific DNA binding. Gene Ontology annotation, biological process: positive regulation of transcription by RNA polymerase II. The record is from RefSeq and is a predicted model, not a curated record.
AUGGCAAAGAAACCGAGCUUGGGUCGCCAGAAAAUCGCCAUUUCGAAAAUUCCCAAGAAAAACCAUCUCCAGGUGACCUUCUCGAAACGGCGAUCCGGGCUUUUCAAGAAAGCGAGCGAGCUCUGCACCCUCUGCGGGGUCGACAUCGGAAUCAUAGUCUUCUCUCCCGCCAGCAAGGUCUUCUCCUUUGGUCACCCGGAGGUCGAGUUCAUCAUCGACCGGUUCCUCGCCCAGGACCCGGCGCCCCCUGACUCGGGCGAGUGCCGGCUCAUUGAAGCCCACCGGAACGCGAACUUGCGUGACCUCAACGGGAUAUUGACUCAAGUUCUUGAGGAGCUGGAGGUGGAGAGGAAGCGCGGGGAGGCGCUGGAUGAGAUGAGGAGAGAGAGCCAGAGGCAAUGUUGGUGGGAGGCACCGAUCGAUGAACUUGGAUUGUGUGAGCUUGAGCAGUUGGGAGGGUCGAUGGAGGAGCUCAAGAAGAACGUGAUGAGAUGGAUCAACGAGUUGAUGGUGGACUCUUGCUCCCCAAACGGAGAAAUCGCCUACGAGAGCAAGCCUCUUGAAGCGAACGGUGCAUACAAUCUUGGGCACGUGUACAAUCUCCAUGACCAAAAUGGACUCUUUUGA